This is a messenger RNA of Podospora bellae-mahoneyi, 1059 nucleotides long. It is a transcript of the gene RPP1, whose product is annotated as RNA-binding RNA processing protein rpp1. NCBI's taxonomy places the organism in Eukaryota, Fungi, Ascomycota, Sordariomycetes, Sordariales, Podosporaceae. The transcript has a single exon. Gene Ontology annotation, molecular function: RNA binding. Gene Ontology annotation, biological process: tRNA processing. Bases 1 to 1059 code for a protein of 352 amino acids. The record is from RefSeq and is a predicted model, not a curated record. Gene Ontology annotation, cellular component: nucleolar ribonuclease P complex.
AUGCUCUACGACCUCAACAUCGCCUGGUCCCCAGGCCUCUCCCCCUCCGACCUCCAAAACACCCUCCGCCUCUCCAAAACCCUCGGCUACGACGUAGUAGCCCUCAACAACACCAUCACCGGCUCCCAAAUCCCAUACUCGCCCAGCCCAAUAACCAACCCCAUCCCCAUCCUCAACCCACAACAACCAGCCGGUGGUGGCGGUGCUCCCUCCUCAAUAACAACCCCCUCAACAACAGCCUCCUCCUCCCUCCCCUCCUCCUCCCUCCCCACCAUCCUCCGCCGCGCAACCCUCGAGAUCACCGACCCAGCCACAACCAACUACCGCCUCCCCGACUUCACCCGCGCCUACGACCUCCUCGCCCUCCGCCCAACAUCCGACAGGUCCUUCACCUGGGCCUGCAACAACACCACCGACCCGCCCGCCCUCAUCUCCCUUGAUCUGACACGUCCGUUGGGGUACCACAUCCACCCCCGCACCGCCAUGGCGGCCGUCCACCGAGGGAGCAGAUUCGAAGUCUGCUACAGCCAGGCUGUCCAGCUCUCGUCUUUGAACCCAGAGUCGGCACGGGCGAGGAGCAUCUUUAUCGGGAACGUGCAGAGUCUGGUCCGGGCGACGAAGGGGAGGGGGAUAGUGAUUUCUAGCGAGGCGAAAUCGGCUUUGGGCCUGAGAGGGCCGGCGGAUGUGGUGAAUUUGAUGGCUGUUUGGGGGUUGGGGCCGGAGAGGGGGUUUGAGGGGUUGGGGAUGGGGGCGAGGGCGGUGGUGGUGAAUGAGGGGGUGAGGAGGAGGGGGUUUAGGGGGGUGGUGGAUAUUGUGAGUGUUGCGGAGGGGGGACCGGAGAGGGCGAAGGGGGAGGAGGAGGAGACAAAUGGGAAGCAGGGGAAGAAGGGGCAGAAGCAGAAGGGGCAGCAGCAGCAGCAGCAGCAGCAGCAGCAGCAGGGACAGGGGCAGAAGAGGAAGAAUAAUGAUAAGGUUGGUGGUGGUGGGAUUGGGGGUGGUGGUGGUGGUGGUGGGCAGCAGAAGAAUAACAAGAAGAUGAGGAAGGAGGGGAUGGCAUGA